UUUUCAGAGAAAUAACAGGUUGUGGUAAGCACAGUAGUUGUGUCUCUUCUAUUGGUGUAAACACUCUCAAUAAAUCUUUUAUCUGCCCUCCAAAUAUCCAUUUCGCCUUCAAUUUAACUAAUAACACGACCAGUGACUUUCAUAGUUUCAAUACUUCUGAUGUUCUUAAAUGUUUAAAAUCUCUUAAACUUUCCCAGAAUCUAGGCCCUGAUGGUAUACCUGCCAUUGUUCUAGGGAAAUGUGCUGAUAUUUUAAGUAACAAACAUUUUCAAUACUUCGUUUUCUAAUAAUGUUGUACCUUCUCUGUGGAAAGAUAUUAAAAUCAUCCCUGUACCCAAGUCUGGUUCUGGAAAUAGUGUUAAGUUUAGACCUAUUGCCAUUACCUCUCCUUUUUUGAAUCUAAUGGAGAAACUAUUGUCACAAAAACUUGUUCCCUCCCUAAGCUUCUCAAAUGAUCCAAAGCAGUUUGCUUACAAAUAGAGCAGAAGUACUUUAGACGCUGCUUCUGUGUUUUAUCACAACACUGUAUCCUCCUUAAACAAAGGGGCCAAGUAUGUCCGUUGUACGUUCCUGGAUUACACAUCUGCUUUCGACUCUGUAUCUAGAGGCCUUUUGUUAAACAAGCUUAGCCUCACACAAACUGAGUCCUGGGCUAUUAACUGGCUACACUCUUGCUUCUCCAAUAGGAUGCAGUACAUGGUAUGCAAUGUUAAGAUAAGGGAAAAACCUCCAGACAUACUUGUGUUUCGAGAGGAGUUUUUCGUAACAAGUGAUGGUUUGUUGACAUUCUUACUCUCAGCAGGCUUAUUGAAUACAAAGUAUUCUUCCCCAUCAUUAGUCUCAACCCUGCGAAAUUUGUUCAUCGUGGUGAGGUUACUACGUUUGGGGGGAAAUUUCUUAAAACAACUUGCAGAAGUUCUAUCUAUUUUAAUAUCUUUCGAUGAGGCUUUAUUUACAGGGGUACUGAUAUCUAAAUCAGUUCCUAGUUCCAUUGGCAAGCGUGGUUGUUGUGUAGUUUGCUGAAUGCUAGUUCAAUGUUCAAUGAUGACUGCUGUGGUCAAUAAUUUUGGGGAAUUAUUUACCGCUACGGCAUAUUAAAAUGUGAAGGCGAUGAAAAUAAAGUAUAUAUUUAUAUAUAUGUAUAUAAAGGGUCAAGUUGCUGAAUAUAUGAUUGAGAAAGACAUUUUUCGUAGCAUGGAUGCGAGUAGAAUUUUCCACUGGUUGUUGGCCAACGACUUGUGAGAGGGCUUAGGUAUUGUCCAGGUACCAAAACCGCGUCAGUUGGUUAUCUGCAAAGAUCCCGAGUUUUUCAUUUUAAGAGUGGUCCAAAGUCCAUUAGGAAAGCGUCACGAGCUGCGUUCUCGUGUUUUCUGGUUACCAAAAUAGUUUUGUACGUUAUUCGAUUCCUCUGUAUCCCAUGUGCAUUAUAGGUUUUCAGUUGUUGUUUUCCAGCCCACCUCCUCACGGUGGACCUCCGUGUCCACCAUUCCGGUUUUAUAUGUUUUUGGGGCUGUCUGGAGAGCUCAGUAACAUUACAAAUAUGCGAAUAAAAAUCCAAAUCAAUGAGAUGAUAGAGUAACAAUAUAUUAUCAGAAAUGCAGUAAUGAGUUGUAUUAAUAAAAAGGUCACUUGGAUAUAAUGUUAAAGUCCGCUGCUAAAAAUUAUUAAUGUAAUCCAAAGGAGCGUUCACUGUUGGAAUUGCGUCUACUGGUAGACGCUGUGGACCGGUUGUAUAGUUGUCUUCGGAUAAGGAUAAUAGACUCCUGCAAUAAAUCCAAAGUAUACAACACGGUAUGAGUGGAGCAAAUAAGCAGUAAUGGCCAGUGAGAAGGCGAAGCUACUAACAGUAUAGUGUAUUUCGAAUUGUACUCGGAAGUUAUAUAUAUUUAAACAUGAAUCGUUUUAAACAAAAGUCAUGUACAAUGUCCCUAAUUUCAACAACAAACAAAAAGUGUACAAUCAUAUUGUUGCGUACUCCACAUAUGUUGAACAUUCACCCGUUUACUUUUGUGAGAUCAUCCCGCCGCAUGAAAAUAGUGAAUAAAGCUUACCUGGGAGUAUCCUUGAGCGCGUCUCUAUAUGAGAGCAUUUCGGGAUGAUGACCGGAGUGCACCCACCCACAGCCGUACCGGUUCAUUUAUAGAGUAACUGUCGAUAAGCUAGUUGACCAAAUGGCUUGUCAAAUUGAUCGAUGAAUUAGAUGAAAACGCAUCAAUAGAACCAAUUUUUGCAUUAAUAGCUGCAAUUUAUUCCGUAUUACAUGCUAGCUGUGCAAAAAAUGGAAAGAAUGGAGCACUCAUCUCUCUAACUGAAGUUGUAAUGCACAUCAUAAAUUUAUUGGCAAAGUUCGAUAAAAUGUAUAAUAAUAACAUACCGUUUAAUGUUUUUUAUCCUGCAUUGAAAGAAGCAUGUGCAUUCUUACGAUCUCAAACAAUCGAUGAUGAUAUGGACGUUGAAUUCGGUGUUGAAAGUGGGAAUGCAUGCACUAUUGCUAAAAGUGAUUUCUGUUUGGAAACAUUUCUCAGAUUAAUCUCAAACUCUCGAUUUCUAUAUGUCAAACGCUACAACUGUUCGGACUGUAUGCAGAAAUGUGGAACAGGUGAUACUGAUCUAGAAAAAUUAUUGAAUUUAGCCCUGAAAAACUCGUCUUGUUGUGAUCAAGCUAAAGCAGCUCUUUGUGAUCUGAAAUGUACAGUUGAACUUCAAGAACCUUGGAAAGGAUCUCUGAAGAACAAUACAACUGUUUCUGUAGGUAUUCGUUCUGUUAAUGGUCACUUUUAUUCAUAA
Molecule: messenger RNA, 2787 nt
Organism: Trichobilharzia regenti
Lineage: Eukaryota; Metazoa; Platyhelminthes; Trematoda; Strigeidida; Schistosomatidae
Source: the annotation of a GenBank genome assembly